Messenger RNA from Psilocybe cubensis, 1902 nucleotides. RefSeq lists its product as uncharacterized. The record is from RefSeq and is a predicted model, not a curated record. The transcript is spliced from 12 exons. Gene Ontology annotation, molecular function: iron ion binding; heme binding; monooxygenase activity. The coding region runs from base 1 to 1902 and encodes 633 amino acids. Lineage: Eukaryota; Fungi; Basidiomycota; Agaricomycetes; Agaricales; Agrocybaceae.
AUGCCUCUACCUCCAGGUCCGGCGUACUUGCUACAGAACCUGCCCUCGCUCUUGUUUCCCCCAGCUAGUGCAAUCCUCGCAGCCAAGCUUCUUACACACCACGGCGUUGCUGUACCCACCUGGGCGCUCCUCCUCUCAUGCGUGCUUGCCUUCCCAACAGCCGUCUUCCUGCGCGUGCUGUACAGGGAUGUGCGCGACCGCCGUGCUGCGGCAAGGCAUGGUGCGGUAUUGCCUCCCGCGGUGUAUGAUCGCUGGCCGGGAGGUGUGACGCUCCUGGCAAAGACACUGGACAAUUUCAGGAAUGGAUAUCCUGGCGAUAUGUUUGUCGAGUGGUCGGAGAAAUAUGGACAUACGUGGAAUUUACGGGUGCUGUUCGAAAAUAGGUUCUUUACGACGGAGCCAGAGUAUAUCAAAGCUAUCCUCGCGACACAAUUCGAGAACUUUGAAAAAGGCCCUCUGUUUAAUGACCAGAUGCGGUCGGUGUUGGGAACGGGCGUGUUCAACUCUGACGGAGAAAUGUGGAAAUUCCACCGCGCAAUGACCCGCCCCUUCUUCAGCAAAGACCGCAUCACGCACUUUGACAUCUUCGACCGGCACGCCUCGGACGCCCUCUCCCAGCUCCGCACGCGCUUGCGACAAGGUGCACCAGUCGACAUCCAGGACCUUGCGUCGCGCUUCACGAUGGACGCCGCGACAGAGUUUCUGUUUGGGAAUGACGUGAGAUCGUUGGAUGCAGGGUUACCUUAUCCAUUUUACUGCUACGAGUCCGAGUCUGGUUCACACUCCAUGGCAGACGCAAGCUUGGUAUCGGCUGCCCGUGCAUCCCUUCCGCACCAGCAAGCCCACCCCGCGACGCUCUUCUCCAAAGCGUUCGACGAGGCGCAGAGGCUCAUCGCGCUGCGCUCGCGUCGUGGAGUCAAUUGGCCGCUCGCAGAAUUUUGGAGGGAUGAAGUGAGCGUGCAGAUGGAAGUUGUAAAUGGGUUUGUGGAGCCGAUUUUGAGAGCGGCAGUGGAGAGGAAGCGUGCGGCUGUUGCGGCGGGGGAUGAGAAGGGUGUAGGUGAGAACGGGGAGAAGGUUGCAUUGACGGCGGAUAGAGAGGUGAAGGAUGGGGAAAGUUUGUUGGACCAUUUGAUCAAUUACACCGAAGAUGAGACGGUCCUUCGGGAUGAGAUUUUGAAUAUUCUUUUAGCCGGGCGUGAUACUACAACAAAUAGCAUCACCUACGCCGUCUACAUGCUCGCCGAGCACCCCACUGUGCUCCACCGCCUGCGCGCAGAGAUCCUUGACAAAGUCGGUCCAACGCGCCGGCCAACAUUCGAGCAAGUUAAAGAGAUGAGGUAUCUCCGCGCGGUGAUUAAUGAGACCUUGAGGCUUUAUCCUGCUGUGCCGUUUAACAUCAGGUCUACGGCGCACCCUGUCAUCUUACCGGGCAAGUAUGGAAACAAACCGUUUUAUCUCCCGGCAGGCAGCAAAGUACCGUAUAGCGUGUUGUUGAUGCAUAGGCGCAAGGAUUUGUGGGGGCCCGAUGCGGACGUGUUUGACCCUGAUAGGUUCUUGGAUGAGAGAUUGAAGAAGUAUGUCACGCCGAACCCGUUCAUCUUUUUACCGUUCAAUGCGGGGCCGAGGAUAUGUCUUGGGCAGCAGUUCGCAUACCACGAGACGUCCUUCUUCCUCAUCCGACUCCUCCAGCAAUUUUCGAACAUCACGCACGCGUACGAUGCACAGCCGCCUGCAUCGCGCCCACCUGCUGAUUGGCUUGCGGGCAGUGAGGGUCCGAAGGGAAGGGAUCGGAUAAGGAUGAAGAGUUACAUGACGAUGAGUGUGUUGGGUGGGUGUUGGGUACGUAUGGAGGAGGCAAGGGGGUGGGAAGGCGGGGAAGGGGAGGGGGAGGAUGUUGUUUGA